Musa acuminata AAA Group (dessert banana) is the source of this 3440-nucleotide messenger RNA. RefSeq lists its product as uncharacterized. The record is from RefSeq and is a predicted model, not a curated record. Lineage: Eukaryota; Viridiplantae; Streptophyta; Magnoliopsida; Zingiberales; Musaceae. The transcript is spliced from 2 exons. The coding region runs from base 171 to 950 and encodes 259 amino acids.
UCUCUCUCAAACACUGCAGACAGCUUGAGAAUUGCCAAUGAUGGCGUCUCCCUUCGAAACUCGUAUGCCGAUGGCGCCCUCCUGCUCUUAGAUUUGACGUAUUGUUCUCGCUUUUGGGGCCUUUCUUCGGUUCGAGGCUUUCGUUCUGCUUCGCGAGAUUGUUUGUGGAGAUGGCGAAUCCGAAAUGGAGUUCGCAGAACAGCGGUUAUGAGACCGCGAUCUUGGCCGCCAAAAUUGUUUUUUGCUUCCUCGGCGUCGUCUCCUGUGGCGCCGCCGUCAGGGCGGCCAUGGGAGCCCUGGCCUCUGCCCUCCCCGGCUUCUGGGCCUCCCUCCGCUCCUGGCUCGCGCCGCAGUACCUCUUCGUCGCUGUCCAUUUCAUUAUCCUCGUUAUCUGGAAGCUCUCCGAUCAGCAGCAGCAGCACCGGCACCACUUCGAACACUGGGCCGCGGAGGCGGGGACCGCGGAGUCUGAGAAUCCUACAAAGAUAGAAUCUUUCGAGCCUCCGCCUGCGGCUGGCCUUCCCCGGAAACCGUCGCCAGAGAUCUGGCGCGACGAGAUCUCGCCGUCUCCGACGACCGGAGAGGUUCUAGCGGUGGAUCCCGUUGAGCACUCGCCGUCCGACGCGUCGUCCCUCACGACGGAUUCCUGCGAGAGGUCCACGCCUUCGUCGGCGUUUGCGAGCCAAAAGAGCGUCCAACCAGAGACCGAGACCAGCAUUGCGAUGGCGGAAGAGGAGGACGAGGCGGCGGCCUCGGCGGAGUUAGAGAACGACUCGAUGGAGGCCACGUGGAUGGCGAUUAUGGAGAAGUCGUCUCGGCCGGAGCUGACGCCGCCACCCGUGGCGGCUCCCUCUUCCGCGAGUCACGAGGACAUGAACCGGCGGUUCGACGAUUUCAUCAAGAAGAACCACGAGCAAAUUCGGUUUCUCAGUAGCCGGCGGCAUCCGUAGGAGAUGCGCAAGUCACGCCUGACACUAAUCUCCAUCUCCUUUCAUCUUCUUGCAAGCUCGUUGAACGAAAGCUUCUGUGGAGGGGGACUGCUUUACUGCUUUGCUGCAAGACAACGAAUCCUUAAGGUUCCUUUUGAGAUGCUGCACUUGUUCUUUGUUCUGGUGUUGCUGGUCGGACUGAGAAGUGAGUGAGUCUGAAAGAUGGAGCCUUUGGUAUGAUUCAAUCUCAUCUCUUGGUGGUAAUACCAUUAGCUUACUGUUUGAUACAGGAUUGUCCUGAUAAUGGUUUACAGUGCAAGUGGAAAACUGUGUUUGUAGAUAGUCCUUUUUUAUACUUAACUGUGUUGAUUGGCUCAAUGUUUAUUAACGAAUUCAUAUCAGCUCUUCUAUUCAACUUUUCCUACGUUUUCCUUUUCCAUCAUAGUUACCAGUAAAAUGCCUGUGGGCAUAAAUCUUCUCCUACAUAAGCCACAUUUUUGAGAAAUCUCUACUUGUAAAAUUGAAGAGAAUGAUACCAAAACAUAUGAUGAUGAUACAUGCUUUUCGGUACAAGAAGUUGCUGUUUGCUAGAUAUAAGAAUUAUAUUUAUGUUUACUUAUUAAAGUCAAGCGUUUGCUGUUUUUUGGAUCGUUCAGAAAAAGUUAGAGACUGAAUCAUUGGGGAGUUUCUGCAUGAUAUCAUGUAAUAAUACUAUCUAACUUCUUAAGUUAUAGAGAUAUUUUCACUGUAUUGAAAGAGUCACUAGGCAUUAAUUAAUAGAUAAAUUUGUUUAAUAUUUUUUAAGAACUUGAGUACUUGCUUAAAAAUGAAUGGGGAAAAAUAAGUAUAGGUUGCUGAUGGAAGCCCAAACUAUUUGCUUUUUUUAUGCAAAUGCUUAUUUGAGACAACAUAUUCAGAACCUACUGUCUUUACAAUUAAGUUUUGCUGAACAAUAUUCACUGAUAAUACAUCGGGAAACCAAUUGUGAUUAUGUAAGAUGAAAAAUAAUUAAUAGAUAUUAACUGGCAAUAUCUGAUUGUUGAAGCUUGACAUGGUAUUUUUUAUGCAGGUAGGCAAAAGUAGGAACUAGAAAGUCUCCGUAAACUAGUAUAUUUGUACUUGAUGUUAGGAAAAAUGUAUUGGAAUGAAUAUGGUCUUUGUUUAAGCAGAAGUUAUGAAAAUAUUAUAUCUAAUCUCAAUAAUGACUUGCCCCUAAGAAGGAACGUAUCCUCUUUAGAGUCUAUAUCUGUUUACAGUUGCACACAUGCUUCUUCCUUUGGUAUGAUCUGCUAAUUGACUCCUGUGCAUGAUAUGUAAAAGGAUACUUUCAUUAAACUUAGUAGCCUACUCAGAGGAUCAUUGUUUCUCUAUGUUUUUACAAUAAUGUUAUCCCCAGCAUUUCUUGCUAAUGAGUUUCUUGGUCCACCGAUGUUAGGUUAAACUUUCUGAAUCAUGUACUCUGUUUUUGUGAUACUAAUUCUUCAAAUUUGUUCUUCUGGUUACCUUUUUUCAUCUUCAUUCAACAUCAGAGGGUCAUAGGUCAGAUCAGAGGUUCUCAGUUUAUAUGGAUAUGUUAAAGGUCCACAUCAAGUAUGUGUCAAGAAACUUACAAUCGAUUUCAAGAACAAUUACAUGCCGAUAUUUGCAGUCCUCUUUGUCUGUGAAAUAUCUUCCAGGAUGGCCAUAGUCCUGUUGUGAUCAAUAUAUUUUAAGGACCGACUGUGACCAUUGACUAUUUCAGCAGGUAAAGUGAAUAUUUCUUCCUAAAGGCAAGACAGCAGUCUCAUAAUUUAUUGGAUUAGAUGAUUGAUAUGUUUCAUAUUUUAACAUUCUCUUAGAAGAAGACAAUUCUUACUUUUUCAAGGCCUAUUUUCCUCAACAUAAAACUGGUUUUCAGCAUCUGGACAAACCCCAAUAACUAUAGUUCUACAGUUAUUUUUAAUUAGAAAACCAGCUCAAAUUUAUUACUCUCAGCUUAUUCUUGAGAAGAUUUUUGUGUGACUUUGGCAAUAUAGUAUGUUUAUUGUGGAAGAUGGUUCAUAGUAGAACUUUAUACUUCAGUUUCCUAGUGAGUUGAUAUAUUUCAUGUAUCAUCUGGUGACUUUGUGCCUGUUGAAGUCCCGAAUCUUGAUUCAACUUAACAGUGACAAUGUAUGUUGCCAUUGUCCUUUGAUUUGCAAAUUAGUGGGCUUUUGCAGACCUCUUUUUUCUUAAGAGAAAGUUGUGAUGAUCCUUUGAAGAUUGCAUGAAAAAUGUCAUUUAAGAUUUAUAGCUAAUUGCAGGGUUUUGAGGCAUUAAAGUCUACAGUUUUUAUCUUCUUACUUAAUGAUCAGUGAGCAUGAAAGAGAUUAGAAUUCAUGGCAUAUUAGACAUGUAUUGAUGAGAAAAAAAUUAGAUAGAAAGACACAGUGGUUACCUACUCCAACCAUAUAUAUAUAUACGAGGAGAAAGGGAGUGACAGGCCUAAUGAAAAGGAUUGAUAGCUGUGGAUGAGUUUAAAGAAAAGGUGAU